Messenger RNA from Porites lobata, 785 nucleotides. NCBI's taxonomy places the organism in Eukaryota, Metazoa, Cnidaria, Anthozoa, Scleractinia, Poritidae. The record is from the annotation of a GenBank genome assembly.
AUGAUCGCCGUCAAAAUGAAAGCUCGGCUGAGAGUUCACAAGUCAAACAUUGCACUCGCUUUGCUAGCCUCUACAGAUUUAACUGUCGGGGUCCUUGUACAGCCCUUAUACGUCGCUUUGAUGAGAACAAUCUUACUUGAUGGAACCUCAAGUGCGUCGUACGCUUUGCAAGUUUUAACAAGAGUCUUGUGUAGCGUAGGCGUCUCUGCCUCUUUGAUCCACAUGGCUUUGAUCAGUGGGGAGCGGUUCCUCGCCAUGAGACGCCCGUUCGCGCACUUGACCCUCGUCGCCGACUAGAGUUUACUUGCUGCCUCAGUCUUGGCGUGGCUACUUUCCAUAACUCUUCACAUUCCACUUGCCGUUAACAAAUCUGCAUUUUUCCCCUUAAGAAUACUUUCGUUGGUCUAUGCACCGCCUUUAUCCUCUUCUGCCAUAUUGCAGUUUACCGGGAGAUCCGCCGACACGAAAACCAAAUUGCAGUUCAGCAAGUGACCGUGAAAGCAAGACAACAAUUUGAAAAAGAUAAGAAGGCUUUCAAAGCGACAUUUAUCGUCAUUGUAGUGCUGAUGUUGUGUUAUUUUCCGAUUCUAAUCUUUAGAGCUGUCUUAAUAAGAUAUCGAACUAAAAUUUCUUCUGAAGUGUUGUACAUAUACUUGUUUUUGGCCACAUUGAUGGCGUUUUUGAACUCUUUGUUAAAUCCUGUUAUUUACUCAUUCCGACUAAGAGAGUUUCGCUUAGCAUUUAUUAAGUUAAUUUUUAACAGUAGUGAACAUUGCCGAGGCUGA